Gloeophyllum trabeum ATCC 11539 is the source of this 1817-nucleotide messenger RNA. RefSeq names its product hexokinase. The record is from RefSeq and is a predicted model, not a curated record. The transcript has 15 exons. The coding region runs from base 67 to 1569 and encodes 500 amino acids. Gene Ontology annotation, cellular component: cytosol; mitochondrion. Gene Ontology annotation, biological process: intracellular glucose homeostasis; glucose 6-phosphate metabolic process; glycolytic process. Gene Ontology annotation, molecular function: fructokinase activity; mannokinase activity; D-glucose binding. Lineage: Eukaryota; Fungi; Basidiomycota; Agaricomycetes; Gloeophyllales; Gloeophyllaceae.
GACAUACUAUCUCUCCGCCAUCAGCGCCCUUGCCCGUCGUCGUCUGCGCCGUCGACCUAGCCCAGCAUGCCUGCAUCUCGUCGAGGAAGUGGUACGGUGACGCUGCCCACUGGGCAGACGCUCGCGUUCCAUACCAGAACGCAGGAUGAAGAGGAUCUCCCGCAUGCGACCAAAAAGACCAUGGCAGAUCAUCUGCGCAAGUAUGAGAGUUUGUUUACGUUAACGCCGCAGAGGAUGCGCAUGAUUGUGGACGCGUUCAAGGAUACGCUUGAGGCCGGUUUGGAGAAGCAUGGAAACACGGUGCCUAUGAUCCCGACGUACGUCUUCGGUUGGCCGACAGGGAACGAAACGGGAGAGUACCUGGCUGUAGAUCUCGGCGGGACUAACCUGCGGGUUUGUCUCGUCACCCUCCAGGGCGCUGGGAGAUUCGAGAUCACACAAUCCAAGUAUCGUCUGACCGAAGAUCAGAAACAGGAGGAAGGGCAAAAGUUAUUCGACUUCUGCGCCGAGUGCCUCAAGACAUUCAUAGAUCAGCACGUUGGGGAAGAGCCGGGCAUGAUCAACCUGAAGCCCGGCGAGAAGCUGCCCUUGGGGUUCACUUUCUCUUACCCUUGCUCACAAAACAGGAUCGACCACGGUGAACUGAUCCGGUGGACGAAAGGCUUCGGGAAUCCUAAUACGGAAGGACAUGAUGUCGCGGAGAUGUUCCGCAAGUCUCUCCAAAAAUACGACGUCCCCGCAGACUUUAUCUCGUUGACAUGCGACACGACCGGCACACUCAUUGCCUCUCACUACGUGAACCCCAAGACGAAGAUAGGGUGUAUCUUCGGGACGGGGUGCAAUGCUGCGUACAUGGAGAAGGUCGCCAACAUUCCGAAAAUCAAGGAACUCAAUAUCAAGGAUGACGCUGAAAUUGCUAUCAAUUGCGAAUACGGCGCCUUCGACUCGUUCGAGCAUGAGCACCUGCCCAGGACAAAGUACGACCAGAUCGUCGACGAGACGUCCAACAAGCCAGGCGAACAAGCAUACGAAAAACUAAUCUCCGGACGAUACCUCGGAGAGAUCAUGCGUCUCGUCAUCUGCGAGCUUAUCGACGACGGUGUGCUUUUCCUCGGUCAAGAGACAUACAAGAUCGAGAAGUCCUAUGCGUUCGAUACGGCGUUCUUAUCGCUCAUGGAAAGCGACCCCACGGACGAGCUGCUGAUGAUCAUCGGCAUUUUCACGCACUUCUUUGCCCUGGAGACAACGCUUGCCGAGCGGCAGUUCUUCCGAGCCCUCGCGAAGCUCAUUGGCCGGAGGGCUGCGAGACUCAGCGCGUGCGGUAUUGCGGCGAUUGUCAGCAAGAUGGGCUACCUCGACGAGGGGUGCGCGGUGGGUGCGGACGGGUCGUUGUACAAUAAAUACCCUGGCUUUGCGGAUCGGGUCCAUGAGGGCCUCAUAGAUGUAUUUGGAGACAAGGGACGGAAUAUCGUAACAUACCAUGCGGAGGAUGGGAGUGGUGUCGGGAGUGCAAUUAUCGCAGCUAUGACGAAGGCAAGGAAGGAAAAGGGGCUGUACACCCAUGUGUAGUACUUUUGCGCGGACGAUUCUUGUGUAAGUUCUUGACAAAGAAGAAUAACCAUUGUAUACCUAGAUUACUUGCUGGUGUCUGCUACGUCGUUUACGUCAGGUACCAACAGCACGAUUAUGACUCCGGAGGUAACAGCUUGUGUGGUUCAUUGCUGGCUCGUGUUCUUUAGGUAUUCGUCAUAACGCAAUACAGCGCCUAAGAGGACAUUCGCCCCCGCUUGACUGAUGCAUCCACGAAGAAAAUUCAG